Messenger RNA from Acanthaster planci (crown-of-thorns starfish), 3212 nucleotides. RefSeq names its product dehydrogenase/reductase SDR family member 1-like. Lineage: Eukaryota; Metazoa; Echinodermata; Asteroidea; Valvatida; Acanthasteridae. The record is from RefSeq and is a predicted model, not a curated record.
UCAAGGCUAGGACACUGUAAGCAAAGAGUGUGUAUUAGUUCCUGUGUGAGCAGCUUAUUCUCUCAUUCUGCUGCUGGAAAGCCGUGAGCGAGACAGCACAAUGACCAGCAAACCACUAGCGGGCAAAGUUUGCCUGGUGACUGGAGCAAGUCGGGGAAUCGGCAGAGGAAUCGCCUUGCAGCUUGGAGAAGCCGGGGCAACAGUCUACGUCACCGGUCGGUCGCUGGACCCAAAAGGCGAGGGAAAACCUGGAUCACUGAGAGACGCAGCGGAUGAGAUUGAGGGACGAGGAGGCAAGUGUAUCCCUGUGCAAUGUGAUCAUGGGGAUGAUGAGCAAGUCAAGCUGCUGUUUGAGAGGAUCUCCAAGGAGCAGAAUGGACGACUCGAUAUCUUGGUGAACAACGCGUACUCGGCAAUAUCAGCGUUGCUAACAACGAUUGGAAAGACUUUCUGGGAGAUGCCAGUAUCCAUGUGGGACACAAUCAACAGGGUUGGUUUAAGGGGCCAUUACGUGGCCACGUGGCACGCUGCUCAGAUGAUGGUACCUGCUAAGCAGGGUCUCAUUGUCAACAUCUCAUCUCAUGGAGGUCUCUUCUAUUUCCUCAAUGCUCCCUACUGCGUGGGGAAAAUUGGUUGUGAUCGCAUGGCUGUGGACUGUGGCCUGGAGUUGAAGAAAAACAACGUUGCCAUGCUAUCAUUGUGGCCAGGACCGGCAAAGACGGAGCUGGUACUAGAAAAGUGGACCGCAGAGGACAGGACAGAUUUCGAAAAGGCCAGUUACGAAUACGUCAUGAAGUAUGGCGAGACAAUCGAGUAUUCUGGAAAAGUGAUUGCCCACCUUGCAAGAGAUCCCAAAAUCAUGAAUAAAACCGGUCGUAUUUUCAUCACCGCAGAGCUAGGAUAUGAGUAUGGGUUCCGGGACAUCGACGGUAAAGCUCCGGCAAGUUUGCGGCAAGUCAAGUCACUUUUCCACUGGACUGGCCACCCAUGGCUGGCCGCCUUGACACCCUCAUUCAUUAGGUGUCCAUACUGGCUGAUGGCACUUUUAGGAAACCACUUCUAGAAAAGUAUGGCAGUGUGAAUCCAGGGUAGAAAUAAUGCAUUACAAUCAAUGGCGAGUAUCCGCGGAGCAGUCAGGCAUCCCCCCACAAAAUGCAAUCUAUUUGUGACAAGUAGUAAGAAAAAUGGUGAUUUGGUGACCCUUCCGGAAGCUUGUAAAGAGACCCAACCUUCAGCCUCGUCCUUCACAAAUGCAUAAAAGGUUACCCAAAAAAUGCCACAAUAAUUGUACCACAAAACCAUUUAAUUGAGUUCCCGUUGAAAUUUUGGUUCUGGAUCUCUCAAAAUUGAUGCCUGAGACAUCCAGGAUACGACUCGCCUCAGUUAGUUCUAGAACUAUAGGUUUAAAUAUUGAAAUUAUCGGGGUUCACAAUCCUGUGGUCCUCUACAGUUCCUCAAACCAAACUGGAGUGGAUAUUUGUGUUUCAGGUUGUUAUUAAUAUCGUUGUCAUAGUCGCCUUCAAAAGUUGCACUAAACGUGAUAGACCUAAAAUGACAGAUAACCAAAAGGCUGGCAUGUAAUGGUUCCAAAUCAGAAAUACCUCAUCAAACAGUUUAACAGACGUAAUUAAUAUUAUCUAGUUGAGAGGUUCUGUUAUAUAAUUUUUUAUUUAGCAUCAUACGACGCCAAUCGUGUGUGUGUGUGUACUGGUGUGUGUAAGGGGAGUUUCGAUUAGGGGUUGAGGAAAUAGCCAUAAAUGGAUAUUUGAUUUUCAGAGGUCUUUCAGAUACCUUUAAUUUCCAAUACAUAAUAAUUUGGCAGUAGUUUGUGGGGAUCUUUUUUUAUUCUUGACCAUCUCUGAAAACAUUUGUUUUUUUGGCGGGGUUGUUUGUUUGUUUGUUUGUUGGGGUGUUGGGGUUGUUUGUUUGGGUUGUUUGUUUGUUUGUUUGUUCGUACGUCAAGGGAUGAAAUUAUAUUUGUACAAUUUUGACCUCUUGGUUCGCAUAACUACCGUAUCUAACUGAAGCGCCAUCCUCGUUCCAAUAUAAUAAAGCAUGUACAUGUCCCAUACGUCGAUCAUGAUGCGAAAUAUUCAUUGUGGAGGUACUCUACUGAACGUCCCGAUAAAGGAAUUAUGCAUCCCAAGUUUACCCUUGAAUUGCAUCAUGGUGGUGCAUAUCACAUGAUCUCGUACAGAAAUUUGAGUUUUCCUUUCCUAUUAUUAACAGCGCGUUAGACGAAAAAUUUUCAUGUAAAAAUACUAUAAGUGAUUUUUAGCGUUAAGUAUACUCAGAUUUGUUUUCGGAUACUUUUGAAUGGUGAAAUACAAAUGAAAACGUGUGGUUUGGCAAAAUUGAUAUAUUACAAUGUCGAAGUGAUAAUAAAAACACCGUCUUGGUGAUAAACAGAGUUUCUUGACCGUGAUACGUUAGUGUAAUUUAUGAUUUAAAAAAGUUUGCAACUAGCAAAUACGUUAUAGGCUUGAAUUUCUGAAAGGAUCUGUUGUUGUCUAUAAAUUAUGACAAUCGUUUGUCUUGUUUAGGGACGUUUGACAUAUUUACUGCUUUGUUUUUAUUCAAGAUUUUAAAAAUUGGGAGACGUAAACAUCAAAGGUUUGGUUAAUUUUCACUGCUCUCAAGACCCGUUUUAACGUCAAACACAUAUUCAUAAUGGUAAAAUAUCUGACUUCAUCAAUGAAGUUCUUUUCAAUUAUUAAGAUCAGUGGAAUUUUGUUCAGCAGCUCGAGAUCAGCGCAUUUUCAUGCAUGGUUUUCAUUUACACUCUGCUGGUGAGAACCAUGUGCUUAAGACCCGCCUGAUGCCCGCCUGUGCUUUUUCCGUAAUUUAAAUUACCAUGUUAGUGUUUUGCACAUUUAGGAUACGGCCUAAAUGUACGCUGUUAUGCUCAAAUGUCACAUUGUAAACUGACUAUUCAACCGUGGAGUUUGAAGUAUUCAAUAUGAUAGUGGGUUUUUAAAAAAUAUUUUUCUUUAAAAAUUGGCCUUUUUGAAGGCAAAAAUUGAGUUAUAAUCAUACUUUUGAACGUUAUAAAUUAUGAAGUCGCGCACUUUGCAGCUUUAACCGUUAAAUUGGCUCUUCCGUGGAUUUUAUAAAGCAAUAUUCGCCUAUCCCAUAUAAAAACGCAUUGUCCUCUUGUCACAAAGAUAAAAUAAAUUUAUAUCAUUUAUUUACUUUAUUUGCCUUACCCUGCA